AUGUCGUGGCGCGCGCUACUGAGAGAGGCGUGGGACAGAGCGGCUUUGAUGACCCAAUUCGCGUGCUGCUACCAUGUGUUCACGAACUACGUCAUGGAUGUCACCAUGUGCAUGGGUCCCAGCAUGCUUCCCACAUUGAACGCAGCAGGGGACGUGGUCCUACUAGAGCACAUCACGCCCGCGCUGCACGCCUUAAAGCCCGGCGACAUUGUCGUCGCCAAGUCCCCUUCCAACCCGCGCAUGAUGGUGUGCAAGCGGGUGGUGGCGAUGGAGGGGCAUGAGCGCGUGGUGGCGAUGGAGGGGAGUGAGGUGCAUGCCAUGCCUCCUGCGACCAGGGGAUUCAUGGGUGGACGAGGCAAGCAUGCGGAAACUCAUACAGUGGUGAGUGUUUGA
Closterium sp. NIES-65 is the source of this 393-nucleotide messenger RNA. Lineage: Eukaryota; Viridiplantae; Streptophyta; Zygnematophyceae; Desmidiales; Closteriaceae. The record is from the annotation of a GenBank genome assembly.